CAGUGCUCAAGUCCUGUCUCGUCCGGAACUGCGUCUCACGUAGUGUCCAAUAAUCGAUCCUAAUUCACGAGUUCUAUCUGUGGCGAGCUCGCCUGUUCAUUGACGAUGGCGCACCAAUCGCCUAUGAUAGCGAUUCCGAAGAAGAGUACGGAUGAAGUCGAUUGGACGACACCCAUACGGAACAUCAUCGCGCAGUCGUACGGCGAGAGCCCCGACAACUAUGCGGCGGAGUGCGCUGCAUUGCAGCGGUGUAGACAGGAUGCUGUUCGUGGUGCAGGGAGUGACCUCACAGCUCGGGACUUGCUAUACAAGUACUUCGGCCAGCUGGAGCUGCUCGAGCUCCGCUUCUCCGAAAUACGCGUUAACUUUCCCUGGAGAGACGCCUUCACGAACAAACUAACCGUGCAGACCUCCAUCGCGUACGAGAAGGCAUCCAUCAUCUUCCAGAUUGCCGCCACGCACUCUGCCAUCGCAGCGUCGCAGAAUAGAUCGGACCCGGAAGGACUGAAACGCUCCUUCCACUACUUCAGAACAUGCGCAGGGAUGCUCACGUAUAUUAACGACAACUUUCUGCACGCGCCAUCCACCGACUUGAGUCGCGACGUCAUCAAGUUCCUUGUCAACAUCAUUCUGGCGCAGGCGACCGAAGUGUUCUUCGAGAAGUGUCGGGAUGAGAAGAAGGGAAACGCAUUGAUAUCGAAGAUUGCGUCUCAAGCGUCGUUCAUGUAUUCAUCGCUUGCGGAAGAAGUGAAAGAGUUCAUGGGGAAGGGAAUAUUUGAUCGGAAUUGGGUUACACUUAUCCAGAUCAAGUCCAAGUACUUCACCUCGAUUAUGCAAUACUACCGUGGUCUAGCAGAUCACGCUGCUGGAAAGCACGGCGACGCCUUAGUUCGGUUCACAGUAGCCGAGACUAAUGCCAAAGAGGCACAACGCCUUGCCUCUACAUUCGACUCCGUCUUCGUUACCCAGAUGUCCCCUACCUUACCUCCCGACGCCGGACCCUCUAUUCGCGAUCUCACCAAAGCGCACUACGCAGUGUGUGUUGAUCGUAAAGCCGAAGCGCAGCGGGAUAAUGACCUAAUCUACAACGCCGUACUCCCGACCCCAGAGGCCCUCCCUGCCAUCGACAAGACUGCGGUCGCGACGCCAAUCCCAAUCCAGGACGUCUACUCGACCCCAGACGUGCAGAAAGUGAUUGGACCGGACCUGUUCAUCAAGCUCAUCCCGUUGAGCGUGCACGAGAGCGCGAGCGUGUACUCGGAGGAGAAGGCGAAGCUCGUGCGCGCGGAAGUCGAGAACGCCGAAAGCGCGGAGGUGGAGGUGCGCAGCGCGCUAGAGGCACUCGGCGUGAAGGAGGGGCUCGCGCGGUACAGGGCGAUCGUGGAGGGCGGCGUGGGCGGAGAGGAGGAAAUUCCCGUGGAAGUGCGCCGGUGGCGCGAGGACAUCGGGGUGAUGGAGGACCGUGAACCUGUAGAGGGCCUUAUGGCUGAUCUGACCAGGAUGAAGGAGGCUGUAGCCAGAGAGCUCGAAGCGGCGUCACGGGACUUGGAGAUCGAGUCGAAGGAUUGCGAGAUGAUGCGGGUGAAGUACGAGCAUUUAUGGACCCAGGAACCCUCCGCUAGUUUGACUAGGGCAUUGAGGGCCGAUUUGAAGUCUCACUUCGAGGCCUUACAGGCUGCGGCGUCAUCCGAUCAGCAAGUGGUGGCCCUUUGGGAGGCCGUGCGGAACGACAUUCUGCUGCUUCUAUCACCUGAGGUCGAAGAUGUCUUCAGGGCCAGUACUGAGGGAAGCGGAAGGGAGAAUCUGCUUGACUUAGACAUCGGGAGUGAGGGCCAGGACGACGAUGAACGGGCGAAAAUUGGACAGUUCGUGGAGGAGAUCGACGAACGACUUGGUCGCCUGAACAAGAUAAGUCGAGAACGCAACGAGGUCCUCAAAGACCUCAAAGAGAAGGUGCAAACGGAUGAUGUCUCACAUUUGCUCCUGGUCAACCGGCGAAACGCAGGUGUUGAGCCUACCCUGUUUGCAGUGGAGCUCGAGAAGUUCCGACCCUUCCAGCAACGCCUUGCAGCCACCGUUCAUGCACAGGAGGUCACCGUGCAGGAGAUUAAUCACCUGUGGAAAGGAUUGAGAGACCUAGCUGGACGUGGUCCUGGCGCUCGCAAGUGGGAAGAGCGAGAGAAGAGGAAGAAGGAUACGGUCAAGCGGUUCUCUCGUGCGCGUGAUAUAUACAUGGAAGCCCGGGACGGUCUAGCCAAGGGACUCCAGUUCUACCGAGAGCUCACAGAGCUGGCCAAUCAGCUCAAGCGCAACGUUAGCGAAUUUAUUUCAAGUCGCGCGGCAGAGAGGGAAAGGUUGGCCGGACAGCUGGAAGCCCAGAAACGUCUGUCUUCGCCCACUGGGGCUGGCUUGGCACCUUCGCUAUUGGACAAACCUCCUCGCCCACCACCGCCGCCAUCUUCAAGUCUCAACGCAUCGUUUGCUGCUAUGAGCAUAAACAAGAACGGGCCUACCUCCCCACCACCGCCUCCGUCCAGGGUACCGUGGGACGGCCCAACAAGCCUUCCUCCGCCUCCGAAUCAGUAUUCAAACGGUGUAUCACAGCUGCCCCCGUCGUCCCACUACAGCUCUCCCCCUCCUAUGCCCCCUUCACCAGCUGGGGCGUCUCCAUACCCCCCGCCGCCCCCUUCUGCGCCGCCACAAUCCCAGCCGAGCUAUGCAUCGCCCCCACAGUCUCAGCCGAGCUACCCACCACCUCCCCAAGAUCCCUAUGCGGGACUCAGUAUGUUCUCUUCACAAUUCUCCACAUCGCCAACUCCUCCUCCGCCGCCACCACGCCAGAAUCAACCACCGUACGGUGCUCAACAAUACCCUCCGUCACAAUCGUAUCAGUCAGCACCACAACAACCGUUUCAACAACAGCACUACCCGUCCCCACAGCCUCCUCAGCCCCCCUACGGCCAACCCCAGCAGCCUUAUCAAUACCAGCAGCCGCCAUUAAAUCGAACGUCCCUUCCUCCUCCGCCUCCUCCAGUUUCGUACCAGUCGCAAUACAAUGCACCUUCCGCACUUUAUCAAGGCGGUGUUCCGGGAUCUCAGCCACCAUAUGGACAAUACCCGCAGAAUUAUGGGCGCUGACGGACUGAUCAUCUGUAGAGAAUUCAGUAUUUUGUCGGUCUAAGGUACCCUUUUCCUGCUGGUAAAGUAUAACUCCUUGUAUUCGGUUCACCCACCUCUGCCAGCUGCUCGCGCGACAAGCCAUGAAAUCAGCUACAUUAUUGAACUAUGGAUUGUACUGUCGAGUACUGCUCCUUAGAAUUAAUAUGGAGUGG
Messenger RNA from Gloeophyllum trabeum ATCC 11539, 3332 nucleotides. Its product is annotated as BRO1-domain-containing protein. Gene Ontology annotation, cellular component: endosome. Gene Ontology annotation, molecular function: protein binding. Gene Ontology annotation, biological process: protein transport to vacuole involved in ubiquitin-dependent protein catabolic process via the multivesicular body sorting pathway. Lineage: Eukaryota; Fungi; Basidiomycota; Agaricomycetes; Gloeophyllales; Gloeophyllaceae. The transcript is spliced from 5 exons. The record is from RefSeq and is a predicted model, not a curated record. The coding region runs from base 106 to 3138 and encodes 1010 amino acids.